Molecule: messenger RNA, 3861 nt
Organism: Anguilla anguilla (European eel)
Lineage: Eukaryota; Metazoa; Chordata; Actinopteri; Anguilliformes; Anguillidae
Gene: lman1
Product: lectin, mannose-binding, 1
Exons: 13
Coding region: 75-1601 (508 amino acids)
Biological process (GO): endoplasmic reticulum organization; endoplasmic reticulum to Golgi vesicle-mediated transport; Golgi organization
Cellular component (GO): endoplasmic reticulum-Golgi intermediate compartment; endoplasmic reticulum membrane; COPII-coated ER to Golgi transport vesicle
Molecular function (GO): D-mannose binding
Source: RefSeq, a predicted model, not a curated record
AAGCGCCCUGUUGGCCAUCCAUGGGUUCCCGACAUCCACUUGUCACAACGCUACGUCAGCAGAGAACCUGAAAGAUGGCGGUGUCCAUAGAACAGAUGAGUGCCGCUUUAUGUUUAGUAAUAUUAACUUUGGUACUUCAUCCUGCUAAUUGUGAUGUCGCCACGGGCGUUAUAGACACAGCAGGAGAAGCGCCCCAUCGCCGUUUUGAAUACAAAUACAGUUUCAAAGGACCGCAUCUCACCCAAAGUGACGGCAGUAUUCCUUUUUGGGUACACACUGGAAAUGCCAUUCCCAGUGCAGAUCAGAUCCGCAUCACUCCCUCCCUCAGGAGCCAGAAGGGCUCUGUGUGGACAAAGAACACCGUGAACUUUGAGAACUGGGAAGCGGAGGUGACGUUCCGCGUGUCUGGGCGUGGCCGGACGGGAGCAGACGGACUGGCGAUCUGGUUCACAUCAGGGCAAGGCCUGGAAGGCCCAGUCUAUGGUGCAGCAGAUUCUUGGAAUGGUGUUGGAAUAUUUUUCGACUCUUUCGACAAUGAUGGAAAGAAAAAUAAUCCUGCAAUCUUGAUUGUUGGAAACAAUGGAAACCUUGUUUAUGACCACCAAAAUGAUGGUACAACCCAAGCCUUGGGAACAUGUUUAAGGGACUUCCGAAACAAACCCUAUCCUGUCCGGGCCAAAAUGACAUACUAUAAGAAGUCAUUGACGGUUAUGAUCAAUAAUGGCUUCACCCCGGACAGAGAUGACUUUGAAUUCUGUGCAAAAGUGGACAACAUGGUCAUACCUGAGGAAGGAUUCUUCGGCAUCUCUGCUGCCACUGGAGGCCUAGCAGAUGAUCAUGACGUGCUCUCAUUCUUGCUCUUCAGACUAACAGAGCCUGGACAACAGCAGGACCCGGUUGAAGCUGAAAUUCCAGAAGAGGACAAGGACAAGUAUCGGGAAGAGUUUGAGAACUUCCAACAGGAUCUGGACAAAAAGAAAGAGGAUUUUCAGAAGGAGCAUCCUGAUGUGCAGGGAGAACCAUUGAAUGACAUUUAUGAGACGGUGAACGACCGAGAGAUCCGGCAGGUGUUUGAGGGGCAGAACCGGAUCCACCUGGAGAUCAAGCAGCUCCACCGGCAGCUGGCCAUGAUCCUGGACGAGCAGCGGCGCUACGUCUCCGUGGUGACGGAGGAGAUCGCCAAGCAGCAGGCUCAAACUCCGCCUGCACAGGCACAGGCACCCAGUCUUGAAUUGGACACCGUAAUUGCUACGCAGCAGGAGGUGUUGAAGAAUCUGAAUGAGCUGAGGGAUUCAUUCUCUGAAACAUUGAGACAAGUGGCCUCUGUCCAGCAGCAGGGGAACGCUGCCGGGGCCUAUGAUUCUGUUCAGCACUUCAACGACAUCAAGGAGCACCUGCAUGUGGUCAAGAGAAGCGUUGAGCACCUAGUCCAGCGCGAUGUGGGUCCAGGUGAAAAGGUGAAAUGCCCUGACCCGCCCCCCAUGCCAGCCUGUCUGUCCACUCCCCAUUUCCUGAUCUUCGCUGCAGUACAGUCAGUCUUAUUCAUCGGCUACAUGAUGUACAGAAGUCAACAAGAAGCAGCAGCAAAAAAGUUCUUUUGAUGAAAACUGCUCCCAAGUGGAAGGUAUAACAAAAUUUGUAAAUGAGGUAAUUUGUAAAAUCUUGUUUUGUUAAUUUCUGGUCUGUUUCAAAAUUGUAAAUUAUUGUACUUGAAAACAAGUCUUGAGUUUGUUUGUUUUUUUUUUUUUUCAGAUUUUUAAUUUGAUCCUAGAUGUACAGAUUGUGAAUGAAUAUUUGCUUUGAUUAGGCUUUUGUGAAAUUGUUGGUCAAAUAUUCCAAAAUGAUGUAAAAUAUCCUUCUCUUGUAUUAAGCCAAUAAUAUUUGGAUUUCAGGCAGGGUCAUGAAAAGGUGUCUCAAUUAAACCAUGUCAGUCAUUGUCCUGGCAGCUUUGGAAACUGUGGUAUUAUGUAGUAUUAAUGCUGAAUCAUUGUAAAGAUGGAACUCUCAAAUGUAUUUUUUUAGUAUUUUAAUCCACCAAAAUCUGAUUUUUUAAUCAUCAAGUGAUUAUUAUAAAAAGAAACUGCAACAUAGCUAGGUGUUUAUGUGAGACAGAUCUGUUUACUUUGUUUUCUUUUUUUGUUAUUAUAUUGGCUUUACCUUUUCUGCAAAUCUUUCAUCUUUAAGUAAGCCCCUUCCAACUAAGGAGUUGCUCAGUGGCCUAGACUCAUUCAUCAUUUGUCCUUACAACAAAUCCAACCUUGACUUGCAAUUGUGUUCAAGUGUUUGCUUAACUUGCAAAACAUGUAUUAGUAAGUUCAAAUUAAGGGCAGAUGGUGGUCAAAUACAGGUUUACAUCUUGUUUUCGGCAUAUUACUACUUUUCUGUAAUUGCAGAAUUGAUGACAGACUUUUGAAAUUUAUCUUUAAGUUUUCAAACAGAAUUGGGUCAUUCAAAUGGGAGAAGGACAUAAUAUUCUGGACUGUAUGUAAUGCCAUAUGUCAAAAUGCAUGGCAACUGCAGUAAUGUGGCUGAAAUGUAAAGCACAGUUGAAUAAAAUAAGAGGGGUGUACAGACCAAUCGACACUUAUCCACACUAUACAAAAGGCAUUUUUUUUUUUUUGCUGCGAGGUGUCUGUAGAACGCUUCUGCAUGAUUAUUUAAUCUAUUUAUUUUUUUUCAAAUUUAACUUCCCUUUCUUCUCUUCUCAAUUUGUCAUCACCAAAUGUGCCUGGAGAGUCACGUCUGUGUUGUCUGCACACACACACACACACACACACACACACACACAGCACUGCGGUCGAAGCUGUGCUCUUUUCCAUACCAUCACCAGCAAGUCAGUGACUAUUUAUAACUCCCCAGGUCACACCGAAUACAGCAGAGCUGCCGCCAAUCAAAGGAGAGGCGUGCCUCACACUGACCACGCCCGGUUGUCUGUGGGAACUAGUGCAGCAGUAACCUGAGAAAGCUGGCCAACAGAAAACCGCCAACCGCUAGCCGAAGGCCAGAUAUCUUGCAUUUGUAGCCUCCCAUGGAUGGCCCCUAUAGCCCAGGUUUUAACCCCAUUGGCUAAGCCAUAUGGCCCAACUUGGGCUCGUGGCAAGCACUGGAAAUCUCGGAGGCCAUGAAAUCACGCAAAAAAUCUGCUUUGGCUUUCAUUUUUCAAGAUCUGUGGAGAAGCAGCUAGGGGGUCAUGAGAUUGCAGCUCUACCUCUCGACGUUUGUGACCCAGAGAGAACAACUACAGCUUAAUUUCAAGUUCAGUAAAUAUGUUCAGUAUUAUGCAGAAAGCUGUGGCAAUAAACAUUCUUCCAAUUUACGAUUCCUUUUGCUUUUAGUAUAGGCAGAAUGCCUCUGGAUUUUAAAUAGUUGUUGUAUUUAUGACAUAAAUCAGACGUUUGGAAUUAAGAAAACAAAGAUUAUACAUAAGAUAUGGUAAAGAUUUUUAAAAAAUUUAUAAACAUCCAAAAAAAGUUUUUUAAUGGAAUUGGCCCUUUUGCCAAACAGUUUAUCAGCAGUAAAAUAAUCAUGUUACCAUUUUACUGUAUGUUACAGCUAUGCUGGUGUCUUUCAUCUUGCGAAUUUUGUCUUUGAGAGAAGGUUUGCUUCUGUCAAGUAUUUCACUGGUGAAACAACACAUUUGCUUUAUAAUGUUUUACGUUUUUCAAGCUCUUACAGAAAGGUUAGUUGAAUAUAUACUGCCAUUACGUCUUACCAAAUCUAUUUUCAGUGAGAUCUGUGACAUUAUAAAUGGCACCUUGCUUAUGUUUUGGCUACCCUUUAUAAAUGCGGCACAUUUGGGGGCAGAACUUUAAGUUGAAAUAAACUUAAAUAAAUAAAUGAAUCUUUUCCUGGGUGAUUUUA